UCAUUAAUUCGACUAAGCUCCGAACUUAGUAUUCAUCAGCUGGAGUGACGUCAGCUCAUAGAGACUAGCAUAGACUUUGGUGAACUUAUAAAGAAUUUAAGAGAACGACAUUCGUAUAAACAAAAGUGGGGAACAGUGCAUGCAUUCGGGCAUGUUCAAUUAAAAUGAUUCCACGCCGAAUUUCUAACGCUUGGUGUUUUGAUAACACAGAGUCAUUGUCGCCAGUGCAGUGAAAAAGUUAGUGAUCGCAGCUUCAAAGUUCCUAAAAUGAGUCCCACGAGCGAAGUGACCAUCCGUCUUGCUACUCCCGCCGAUAUGGAGGACAUUCUGCACGGAUUUCGCACGUACUAUACCGCACAUGAGCCCCUUUCCGGGGCCCAUAAAAUCAAAAAAAUGACCCCUGUCGAAGAGGAGUACUACAUGUUAGUUGCCAGAAAAAGCUUGAGUUUGGUGGCGACAAAUCCAGACCAAGGUGGUAAGCUCGUUGGAUUCCUAACCUGCCACAUCUACACCCCCAGGUUCGACCAGGAAGUCGCUGAUUUACUCGCAAAGUAUCCACCUGACGAACGAUUCAUAACCAUAGAAAGUAUUUUCCAGAAAAUGGACCGAGAAACUAAUUUACUGGAAGUGUACAAAGUGGACAAAGUGUUUGCUCUUUUUUCGCUUGGGGUUGAUCCAAGUAUGCGGGGAAAAUCCAUUGGUUUUAGGCUGGUGGAAAAGGCUUUAUCCAUGGCUCAGUCACUUGGUUGCAAGAUUGCUUCAGUAGAUUGUACCAGUUACUAUUCCGCUCAGAUCGCCCAGCGAUUAGGAAUGAAAUGCAUUCAUGAAAUUGCAUAUGCAGACUUCGUUGAUGAGAAUGGGGAGCAAAUAUUUAAACCUUUGCCGAUACAUACUCAUCUUAAACGAUUCGUGAAAGUUUUUUGAAGGAAGCCCCUCUUCUUCAUUUUAUUACAAUUUAUUGAAGCAACUAAAAUGGCAGGAACACAGAGGGAUUAGGAUAUUUGUUAUCUAAUUGUUAUGAUGUCGUGAAUUAAACUGA
Molecule: messenger RNA, 1039 nt
Organism: Hermetia illucens (black soldier fly)
Lineage: Eukaryota; Metazoa; Arthropoda; Insecta; Diptera; Stratiomyidae
Exons: 1
Coding region: 268-924 (218 amino acids)
Molecular function (GO): N-acetyltransferase activity
Source: RefSeq, a predicted model, not a curated record